AUGAAUAAUAAAGAGAAAACUGGAAAUUACAGAGUAAUAUGCGCCAAAUAUUCAGAUGGUGAUUCGUCUAAAUGGCCUGUUACUCACUUAAAACAAGCAUUUGAUAAGGACCAUGUAAAAUUUUUUUAUGAAUUGGACAAAAACAGUCUUUUAUUUAACAGUUGGAUGGAAAGACUAGGUCAAGAAGUAACUGAAAUAACAAAAUCAAAAGGAUUUACAAGAAGUAAUCCAAGACCUUCUUUAAUCAGAAUGAUUAGUCCUUUGGCAUAA
Messenger RNA from Entrophospora sp. SA101, 270 nucleotides. NCBI's taxonomy places the organism in Eukaryota, Fungi, Glomeromycota, Glomeromycetes, Entrophosporales, Entrophosporaceae. The record is from the annotation of a GenBank genome assembly.